AAUGUAUAUUAGUCUUUCCUCUUAGAAUAAGACUUGGUGGACUCAUACUUCAUUGGUGCCAACUGAAACUCAUCAGAAGGUGUAGGAUGUUAUAAAUGGAGUGGGUAGUUUCUAAAAUAAGGCAACAUUGAUUUCCACAUAUUUGAGUUUGGAAGCAGUUAACAGGAUUCCUGUUGCUAAGAAAUUAGCUAUAUAUUUCAAAGCAGCAAUAGUUGGGGCUACAUUCUUUGGAUCAAGGUAUUGAGGAUUUAUAAUUAAAGAAUUGCAGCAGGGUCUUUUUAUUAAAGAAGCAUAUAAUCAGAAGUUAGCAAAUUAUUGGAUGGUGCACCAAUUUGGGAAAAUAAGUUUGAUGUACCUGAGUUGGAUAAGAAAUUCUUCUUCAUUGAUGACGAUAACAAUUUCGAACCUUCUUUAUGGCAUCACGGAAUGUAUGAUAUUAUUAAUUGUAAAAGCAAUUCCAUUGAGAAGCCAAAGGUAUUUUACAAGCAUGAGUGAU
Molecule: messenger RNA, 496 nt
Organism: Paramecium pentaurelia
Lineage: Eukaryota; Ciliophora; Oligohymenophorea; Peniculida; Parameciidae
Source: the annotation of a GenBank genome assembly